GUCUCCCUGAUAUGAGCAACACAACUGUAAGUCAUGAAUAUCCCCGAAGAGAAUGUCCCCGAGGGCUGGACGACUGAUCCCAUGAGGGUACAAUACGUAUUGGCAGACUAUUGGGCGGGAAUCGCAAGUCGCUGUGGGCUUGAAAGUCCGGUUGCCCUUAUGUGUACUACCCCGGAAUCUGGAGACCAUUACGGUUUCAUUUCGGCCGGGGGGAAGUACUACUUCAUAAACGAACUGGAGUAUUCUAUUCUUGAGAUCCUCAAGCCGACGAUUUUGGAGGAAAUUCUGAAAAUGAUGUGUAACGGCCGGCAGAGGUUCAUUCGUAUGGAGCGCCUGGAGGAAGAGCUUACCGAGGAGUAUCUGAAAGAAGAAGAGGAGGAGACAAAGAAGCAUGUUGCUUUGAUGGAAAAGAUGAGGGCCGAACCGGGAUACCUGGACUGGCAGGCGCAUGACUCGGACCAUAGUUAG
Messenger RNA from Aspergillus melleus, 468 nucleotides. RefSeq lists its product as uncharacterized. The transcript is spliced from 2 exons. The record is from RefSeq and is a predicted model, not a curated record. The coding region runs from base 34 to 468 and encodes 144 amino acids. NCBI's taxonomy places the organism in Eukaryota, Fungi, Ascomycota, Eurotiomycetes, Eurotiales, Aspergillaceae.